CUCCGGGGCGGGGCCUCCCCCCCUAAAAGGGGCCCCGUCCCCGUCCCGGCCCCAUUUGGACCUCGCGCCCCGGCGGGAUGCGACCCCAGAGAGGCGGUCGCCCCCCGGCGUCGCCCCCCCAGACGGUGAAGCAGCUGCUGAAGGUGCUGCGGCAGCAGCAGGGCGCCGGCGACCGGCCCCCCCCGGGCACAGCUGUGUCCCCCCUGCUCCCCCCGGCUGGUCCCUCUGUCCCAGUGGCCCCAGCUCCGGCCCCCCCCGCUGCCACCUGGUCCGGGGCCCCCUCAGCUGCCCCCAGUGCCGGGGCCUGUGGGGUCCCUGCUGUCCCCCACGGUGGCCCGGGGGGACCCUAUGGGGCCGCGAUGCCCAACCCGGGGGGCUGCCAGGCCGCCGCCCCCUUCGGGCCCCCCGGCCCCGCCUGGGCCCUGCCAGCGCCGGGGGGCUCUUUGGGGCCCGGGGGGGCCCCGCUGGGGCCGUUGCCGGACCCCGACCCCGAUCCCGAGCCGGCGCCGGGGGAGCUGGCGGCCGCCCGCGCCGCCGUCCGGGCCAUGGACCCCCGGGAGCUGCUGCGGCAGGACGAGGAGGGCGACACGCUGCUGCACGUGCUCUGUGCCCGGGGGCUGCGGGCGCCGGCCCGGGCGGCCGCCGAGGCCUUCGAGGCCCUGGGGCAGCUGGAGCUGCGGGAGCAUCGCGGGAAGACCCCGCUGCUGGUGGCGGGGGCGGCGGCGGCGGCCGGGGUGGUCGGGGACCUGCUGGCGCUGGGGGCCGACGCCGACGCCGCCGACCACCGGGGCCGGACCCUGCUCCACCUGGCCGCUACCUACGGGCUGCCCCGCGUCCUCCGGGCCGUGAUGGCGUCCGGGGUCCCCGUGAACGUGGAGGCGAGAAACUUCGAAGGCCAGACCCCCCUGCACUGCGCCGUGCUCUCCCACAAUGCCUCGCUGCGGGCGGGGGGGGGCGGCGGCGGCGGGACCCCCCAGGACCGGCUGCUCUGCGUGGAGCUGCUGCUGCGCAUGGGGGCCGACUGCGCCAGCCAGGACAUGAAGAGCAGCCAGACGGUGCUGCACUUGGCCGUGCGGGGGGGGAACCUGGCCCUCGCCCACCUCCUGCUCCGGCAGCCCGGGGCGGCCCCCCGCCUCGUCAACGCGAAGGCGCACGGCAACACCCCCCUGCACAUGGCGGCGGCGCUGCCGGGGGGGCCCAGCCAGGAGCCCCUGGUGCGGCUGCUGCUGGCCUGGGGGGCCGACGCCGGCGCCCGCAACCUCGAGCACGACCUGCCCCACGGCCUGCUGCCCCCCGGCCCCCCCGGCGACCAGCUCCGCCUCCUCCUGAAGAGCCGCCGCACCGCCCGCCGCCCCUCCCCCGCCUCCUAGGGGCACCCGGAAGUGACGUCAGAGGGGGGGGGGACACGCCCCCAAAAUGGGGGAGGGGCCCAAACUACCCCUGCUCUGAUCUACCAGGGUGGGGGGCACCCGGACGCCUGGGCCCCUCCCAGCAUGAAGGGGGUUCCCCUCCCCCCACAGGGGGGCCCAGGCAUCCGAGGCGCCUCGUUUUCCUCGAUUUCCGUGAAAUCUGACAUUUUGGGGUGGGAGGGGGUGAGGGGGGGGCGGAGCUUCCCCCGAGGGGCCCAGGCGUCCGAGUCCCGCCCCCCUCCCUCCCCCCCAUUUCUGUGAAAUGAAUCUCUGAACCACAUUGGUUUUUUUGGGGGGGGGGAACGUAAAAAUAGGGGGGUGCCCAAGGGACCCAGGCGUCCGGGCACCCCCUCCCCCCCCCUUGAGGGGCGUUGCCCCUUUCAGACAGAAGUUGUUGCCCCUUUAAGGGGGGCGUUGCCCCUUUAAGAAGGAGGGCGUGGCCCCUAUAAUAGGGCGUUGCCCCUUUAAGCAGGGCGUUGCCCUUUUAAGGAGGGCGUGGCCUCUUUAAGGGGGCGUGGCCCUUUCAUGAAGGAGACCACCGUCCCUUUAAGACUGGGGUUGUUGCCCCUUUAAGAAGGAGGGCGUUGCCCCUUUAAACAGGAGAGCGUUGCCCCUUUAAGAAGGGGGGACCACCCCAUGGCCUCAGUGGGGGCGGGGCUGCCGUGUAGCCCCGCCCCCUCCCUAUUGACCCUCCCCCCAAAUUUGGGGGUGGAGACCCCCAAAGGGGGGGAGGGGGAGACCUGGCUCGUUAAUGAGGUGCCUAAUUAGGGGGGGAGGGGCUUAAAGGGGCCCCCCUCCAAGGGGGGGGUCCCAC
Messenger RNA from Dromaius novaehollandiae (emu), 2223 nucleotides. RefSeq names its product NFKB inhibitor delta (gene NFKBID). Gene Ontology annotation, biological process: regulation of gene expression. The coding region runs from base 78 to 1370 and encodes 430 amino acids. Lineage: Eukaryota; Metazoa; Chordata; Aves; Casuariiformes; Dromaiidae. The transcript has 12 exons. The record is from RefSeq and is a predicted model, not a curated record. Gene Ontology annotation, cellular component: nucleus. Gene Ontology annotation, molecular function: protein binding.